This is a messenger RNA of Arabis nemorensis, 552 nucleotides long. Lineage: Eukaryota; Viridiplantae; Streptophyta; Magnoliopsida; Brassicales; Brassicaceae. The record is from the annotation of a GenBank genome assembly.
AUGUUGGAUAUUUCGCCAUUUUUGCCAUCUGAAGAGAAAAAAAUCGAAUCCUUCAGAGGAAGUUUCGUCUCUGUGACUUCGAACGAUGAUAUACAGUACAAUGGUGUUCUCCAUCAAAUCAAUCUCCAAGAAGCUACUCUAUGUAUAAAGAACGUAACACGUUGUGCAAAAGAUGAGAUUCAGAGGGACGAUCUACAAAUCCUUCCUCAGACAAAUACUAAUUACAGGUCACAACUUCCACUCUCUAAUGAGUUUUACGAUCAUAUGGUCUUUCAUGCAAGUGACAUUAAGGAUCUCAACAUUAUAUCUCAAGCAAAGCAGAGUGAAUCCAUCAUUGGCCAUUUCGUGAGUGUGAUUACCACAGAAAAUCUUACUGUUAUGGAAGUGAGGGGAGGAGAAGGAGGAGACGCAUCAGAUCAUGCAAUCAACUUAGUGAUCCAGUUAACUUCCGAUUCAGAGAUAUCAUGGCAAGUAGCACUUUCUUCCUUUCUAAUCAAUGUUCAUACUAAAGAAUUUACAAUCAAAUUGCAUUUUACAGGAUUAUCUCUUUGA